AUGCAAGCAAGCAGGCGGGUAGCAACCAGGCAAGCAGGCAACCAACAGCCUGCACGAAAGCAAGCAGGCGCUCGUCGUCGCCUCGGUGGCACUUCUGCUUUGUCCGGGGCUGCGACGACUCCAUCAUCAUCAACUCCACGCCGGGAAACAAGACCGACAAGGAUCAACCCGCUCAUCGCCAAGGGCUCCAGGGUGACGCUCGCGGCCGACCAAGUUCCUCCCGUGGCGCCGCCCGACACCGCCGAGGUGGCGUACUCGCUGUUCACCUCCAACUGGCCCGCACCGGUGCCGGGUUCAUCUAAGCCCCAGUGCCCGGUGCUCACCGCGCUGCUGUGCUCCUUCUGGCCGCAGUUCCUUCUCACCGCCGUGCUCGGCGUCGCGCACCUCUCGGUCAUGUACAUCAGCCCAUUGCUCGUGGACCGCCCUGCAAGGCAUUACCUACCAGGCGUCCAAAAUCGGACGCACGAGAUGGUUGGUUCAACCAGGCCCAGCAGUGGGCAGCCUGCAUCCCACGGGCGCUUCACAUCGUGGAGCAGCGGAGGCAUGGAUCCGGAUGCAAGCGGGAAUGACGUUGACCUCAGUAGUUUAUUUAUCGUUAACAAUCGCAUCCUAGUGGUUGUGCAAUGCUUUGAGGAUGAUAAUAUAGUUCAUGUCAAUGGCAAGGUCGAUCCCAGAUCAGACAUCGAUGUCAUUAACCUAGAGAUGAUAUUUUCGGAUCUUGGACAGAUAGAAGGAAAGCCUGCAAGAUCGGUUGAUUUAGCUGAGCAUGAGAAAGAAGCUAUACAACAUCUUUGUCUGCUAACUAUGAAACCUGUCAUUUAUGUUGCUAAUGUAACAGAAUCUGAUCUUGCUGAACCUGAUAGCAAUCCUCAUGUCAAAGAGGUCGCUAAAGCAGCAUCAGACUUGCAGUCUGGUAUGGUUACAAUAUCAGCUCAGGUUGAAGCUGAACUUGCUGAGCUACCUUUGGAAGAGGAAAUUUGGUAA
Molecule: messenger RNA, 984 nt
Organism: Miscanthus lutarioriparius
Lineage: Eukaryota; Viridiplantae; Streptophyta; Magnoliopsida; Poales; Poaceae
Source: the annotation of a GenBank genome assembly